Notolabrus celidotus (New Zealand spotty) is the source of this 2176-nucleotide messenger RNA. Its product is annotated as zinc finger BED domain-containing protein 1-like. The coding region runs from base 218 to 2113 and encodes 631 amino acids. Gene Ontology annotation, molecular function: DNA binding; protein dimerization activity. Lineage: Eukaryota; Metazoa; Chordata; Actinopteri; Labriformes; Labridae. The transcript is spliced from 2 exons. The record is from RefSeq and is a predicted model, not a curated record.
AAUGUCACGAUUAAUCAACCGCAGAGACUCUGCCACACCGUGUUUUUAUUGUUAAAAAAAUGGGCCGAUACACUGUGUUUGGCGCAACCUGCACGGAACGAAAAAAAAGUGACACCUGGUGCGUCAGCUUAAUGUGCCGUACCUAUCAGGAGCGGGAGUCAGGACCACCAUACAGUCUACGCGGGAGACAUGAAAGCUGUGCUGCAUUAGCGCAACAAUGGCAGAGGGAUCUAGCAACGAAGUGUUGUAUCCACCCAAAAAACGAUUGAAGUCAGCAGUGUGGGAGCAUUUUGGAUUCCAUAAGAACGACCAAGGAGUUAUACAAGACGACGGAGCACCCGUCUGCAAAACCUGCCGCAAAAAAGUUAUGGCGAAAGGAUCAAACACAUCAAACCUGAUACAGCAUCUGCGAGAUCACCACCCAAGACUUCACGCUUUAAUAAAGCCAAACACCACCUCUGGUAUUGCUGCAGCUGGGGUUAAUCAAUCUACUGUUGCUGAAUCCUUUGCGAAGUGUGUGACUUAUGCGCCCUCCUCAAAACAAGCCCAGGAUCUGAACAAUGCUGUGGCCUAUUUCAUCUCCAAAGAUAUGAUGCCAUUUCAGAUAGUGGAAAAACCUGGAUUUCUUCAUCUAAUGAAAAAGGCGGUACCACAGUACAAAGUUCCGUCAAGAAGCUACUUCUCCGCCAACAAAAUCCCAGCCAUGUACAAAGAGGUACGAGCAAGUGUUGAGGAGCAGCUGGCAGAGGGUGUGUGGUUUGGUGCAACCACAGACCUGUGGACCAGCACUGGUGGUGGAGGAGAACCCUUUAUGAGCUGUACAGUCCACUACAUCUCUUCGGAUUGGAAACUGAAGUGUCACUGUCUUGAGACUCUUUAUUUUCCAGAAGAUCACACGGCAGAGCAUAUCACAGAAAUGAUGGAAAACAUGCUCCUGGACUGGAACAUAAAGAAAGAGAGUCUGUCCGGAAUUACAACCGACAACGCCAGUAACAUGAGGAAAGCCUUUGAAACAUUUCCCUGUGUUUGGUUUUCUUGUUUUGGUCAUAAUUUAAAUUUGGCCAUUUCCAAAGUCCUUAAGAUCUCAAGGGUGGAAUCUGCCAUCAGAUCAUGCCGGCAUUUGGUCCAAGGAUUUUCUCGAAGCUGGAAACGGAAACGUGACCUACACAAGAAGCAGGAAGAGUUAAACAUCGCUGAACAUUCCCUGAUACAUGAUGUGGUCACCAGGUGGGGAUCCACAUUUGAAAUGAUUUCCAGGUUCUUGGAGCAGCAGCAGGCAAUCUGUGGUGUGCUUGUAGGUAACAGAAGCACCUGGCAUCUUAUGCCCAAAGACAGUGACAUCACUGUCUUGGAGGAAGUGCACAAACUGCUUUGCCCUCUCCAUGACUUCACUGACAUUCUGGCCUCAGAAAGACAAGUCACACUUUCCGCUCUGCAGCCAGUUUUGGAGCACAUCAACAGUGUGAUGCUUCAAGAUGAAGAGGAAGACAGCGCUCUUACUAAACAGAUGAAGCAUGUAAUUAGAGAUGACCUGCUAAUGCAGCUGAGAUAUACAACAGAAAUGAAGAAUGUGCUGAGCAUUUCGAGUUUCAUUGAUCCCAGGUUCAAGGGAAGCUUUGCUGAGAAUCUUGAUGACAUAGUCAAGGCAUGCAGUGAUGAAGCAACUGCUCUUACAGCACAAGAACUUCCAGACACAGAACAGCCUCCAGCAGCAAUGGCACAGAGCACCAACUCCACCACCACCACCAAAAGGAAAGAGAAGAGCCUGUCUGGGUUGUUACAGAAAAUCACCACUGCAAGGAAGAACAGGUCAGCAGCAGCCUCAGAGGGACCACUGCCAACAGCCCUGGAAAAGCUUGAUACUGAGAUGAGACUGUACCUGUCUCUUCCUGCAAUCGAUGCUGAAGCGGACCCACUGUCUUGGUGGAAGACACAUGUGGAAGAAUUUCCAAUGCUAUCAAAAGUGGCCAGAAAGUACUUGUGCAUCCCUGCAACAAGUGUGCCUUCAGAAAGGGUGUUCAGUGCAAGUGGCCAUAUCCUGUCCCCUCAGCGUUCAAGACUUAGCACUGAAAAUGUGAACAUGCUCACAUUUCUGCACUUUAAUAUGAACUGAAAGGACUGGAUCAAAUGUUAGGUAUGUGAAAAGGGCCUGCUGCAUUUAAGUCCUUGUUUUGUU